CAUCCAUACACAACAGUGUGCUGUCUCCGUUCCAGGGAGAAUAUCAGCUCUGCACAGGGAGGAGAGGAUUAGCUCAACCGCUCGUCUCAUCUGCAUUUACAUUCACAGAGAAGCACACCAGCACCCAAGGCUGCAACUGGUUUAUAUAAAACCUGGCACUCCUAUCGCGGAGGUUUCAUUUGAUCUGCUGUCACAACUGUGACAAGAUUCAGGGACUACAUUUUUUGGGUUUUUUUUCCUACUUUUUUGAAUAUUUGCAAACUCUUUUGCAAUUCAUAAAUGUCCUUUUUUGUCAGUAUUGUCCCUAUUUUCUUAAGACGAUGCAACUUUUAUCAUUUGACCUAAACUUACUUUAAAUAUCAAGGAGUUUGCCUCUCUCUUAUGUUUUUGGGGCAUUUUUCUACUUGGUUUUCACCUGAUUUGGGAAACUGCAGCUCCAGGAUGCCAUCGAGAGAAUCCUACAACGUUCAAAAGAAAGAGAAGCCUUUAGUGGAAAAGGCCAAACAGGAGGCCAGUCAGGAGGACAUCCUGGCAACGGCUCUGGGAAUGAGGAUGGGGCCACAAAAAACUUCAGCCACUUUCUGGCAACCAAUUAAAAUAUUAGCUUGCUCACAGCUCUCCUCACUGGUUCGCAGAGCCACGCUGAAGGACAGCGACUGGACACCCAAGUCAGAGAAAGUCCACAACUUCAAGGUUCAUAACUUUCGGGGGCCGCACUGGUGUGAACACUGUGCCAGGUUUAUGUGGGGGCUGAUGGCUCAGGGAGUCAAAUGCACAGAUUGUGGUUUGAACUUUCACAAAGAGUGUUCGGCUCUGGCUGCAAACGACUGCAAACCCAACUUAAGAAACAUCCGUAAGGUGUACAGCUGUGACCUCACGACCCUGGUGAAAGCCUACAACACGGCUCGACCCAUGGUGGUGGACAUGUGCAUCAGAGAGAUCGAGUCCAGAGGACUAAAGUCAGAGGGCCUCUACAGAAUAUCUGGAUUUAGUGACUCAGUGGAAGAAGUCAAGACCGGGUUUGACAAAGAUGGUGAGAAGACAGACAUCUCAGUGAAAGCAUAUGAAGACAUCAACAUCAUCACGAGUGCGCUCAAACUGUACCUCCGGGAUCUGCCUGUUCCUGUCAUCUCAUAUGAUUCCUACCCAAGGUUCAUCGAGGCUGCAAAACUCACAGAUCCAGAGAAAAAGCUGGAAGCGUUCCGCGAGGCUCUCGCUCUGCUGCCACUUUCACACAGGGAAACUCUCAAGUACCUCAUGGCCCACUUGAGAAGGGUGACGCAAAAUGAAAAAUUCAACCUGAUGAGUGCAGAGAACCUUGGUAUUGUUUUUGGGCCCACGCUCAUGCGUGCCCCCAACCAGGAUGCCAUGGCUGCGCUGAAUGACGUUCGCUACCAGAGACAGGUGGUGGAGGUACUCAUCAAAAAUGAGGAGGUGCUCUUCUAGACUCCCCUCAGGACUUUUGUAGGACAGUCCUUAACCAUUUUUUGUGCAAAAAACUACUGUUUGUAUUACAUUGGUCAUUCCAUCUUUACUGCCUUGUGUAUGGACUAGACUAACAUCUGUCCUCCCCAGUUUUGGGGCUGAAUGAUGAACCUUUUACUUGCAAGUUCUUCACUUUUCCCCAUUUCUGUCGGGGGAUUUUUAGGAACUAACUUAAGGACCAGCAUGCAUGGUGCGAGGUCUUCUUCUUUGUAGUUGUUUCCCAGCAUGUGUAAUUUCUUUGUUUGCUUUGGUCUGAUCUGAUGUUAUUAUCGUCCACAUUCCUUUCUAGUGGGUCUUUCUCAGCUGGACUUAAAAAUAUGUUACUACUUUUCCUGGGGUCAAUUUUAUGAUGCUGUCUUUUUUAUCUUAAAUAUUUGUAAGUGAAAUCUAUUUUUUAGUUAAAUGAGCCUUCCUUCUUCCUGUGUAAAUACUGGUGUAUUCUUUCUGACGUAACAUUUCUAUUGUAUUAGAAAUCCUUUUUGUGGAAUUAAUUUUUUACUGUAAUGUUUUUGUACCCAUUUGUGCACGAUCACUUUAAUUUAUUAAAUCUUACUUGGAAAAAAAGGGG
Oryzias latipes (Japanese medaka) is the source of this 2053-nucleotide messenger RNA. RefSeq names its product chimerin 1 (gene chn1). NCBI's taxonomy places the organism in Eukaryota, Metazoa, Chordata, Actinopteri, Beloniformes, Adrianichthyidae. Gene Ontology annotation, biological process: regulation of GTPase activity; signal transduction. Gene Ontology annotation, molecular function: GTPase activator activity. The record is from RefSeq and is a predicted model, not a curated record.